CAAGACCCAGCGCCUAUCGAUAUCGAGGUGAGGUGGUUGAAAAGUAUCUCGCGGUGUUGACUUCAAAAAACGUUGAAAAUCUGAAUAAAAGGCCCGCCGAACGGCCCACGGUCUAGCCAUGUCCACCGACCCCGACCCGAUGGACGGCGAGGGCGGCAAGUGCACCCAGCCCGACGCCCAGAGUCCCGCUGACAAGGAAUCCCCCGCCGAGGAUGCCCUCCCAGUGGACGCAACUGGGGAUUCCGAGCCCACGGCUUCCAGUCCGCCCGCUUCCGCUGCAGCCGCCUCCUGCCCGCGCCCCGACGCGCAGAAGGACUCCACGGACAUGGACAUUGACAACGAUCUGACCACCAACGAGCGCAUGCCCACGAUGGACGAGCUGGAGCAGCCGAAGGAGGACAAACCACAGCCGCCAGAGGUGAAGGAGGAGCAGGCCCAGGGGCAGGCGCAGGUCCAGGACGUGGACGUGGACGAAGAGAAGCCCCUGGAACAGCCAACCGCCCGGCCGCCCAGCCCGCCGCCCGCCAUUAAGAUCGAGGACGAUGACAAGCCACUGAAGUCCCAGGAGGAGAUCCCACCCAGUUCGCCGGAGGCCCCGCUCAAUCCCAGUCCUCGCCCGGCGGGCAAGAUCACCCGCAGCAGUCUGAACGGCACCGGCCACCAGGUGAACACGCGCACGCCGGCCAUAAUGAAGCGCCUGCGGAAGAGCACGCGCUUUAAGGCCAAGCAGACGGGCAAGGGCGCGCACGGCGGCGGCGGCGGCAGCAAUAGCCAGUCGAAUGGCCACAGCCACGGGCCGAACGGCUCCGCCGGCAGCUCCACCCACCUCGCCAGCGCUGGCGCGCACCCCAGCAACAGCAACAAGCACGGCAAGUCCGGGCCGGCUGGCGGGCCGGGCGGCGGGGCCCCGGGGUCACGGAGCCGCCGCACGCUGUUCAAGCGACCCGCGCAGAAGACGCCCAAGGUGCAGGCCUGCACCCGGUUCGUGAAGAGCGUGUUCUACAAGGGCAGCUACAUGCAGAUCGGCGACAUCGUCAGCAUCGUGGACGGGGAGCAGAAUCUGUACUACGCCCAGGUGCGCGGGCUGCUGGUGGACGCCUACUGCGAGAAGUCCGCCUUCCUCACCUGGCUGAUACCCACGCAGGACAGCCCGGACCCCCAGGAGGGAUUCGACCCGGCCACCUAUCUGAUUGGACCCGACGAGGAGCUGUCGCGGAAGCUCUGCUACCUGGAGUUCGUGAUGCACGCGCCCAGCAACUACUACUUCGACCGGAGCACGCCCUUUCCCCUGCCGGAUGUGGACGAGUACACCGCCCAGCGGGCGGGCGGGUACAUCUGGACGCGGCUGCCCGUGGUGAAGCGGGAAAGGGGCAGUGGCCACAAGGCGGGCGGCGCCUCCUAGCAGGAGCGGCGGGCCAGGGGCAAGAUGAAGAAGAGGGCCCGAGCCAGGGGCCUGAAUUUGAAUAACCUAAUUUAUUAAGCGAAAACCAUGGAGUGUGUAUGAGGAAUAAAUGUCUUACUUGUAAACUUGCAUUGUACAGAGCCACACACUGCAGGACUUCAAACACUGCUUCCCAAUACUCAAAGUCAGCCAGUUUUGAUGCGUAUUCUAUAAGGAAUCUAGAAAUAUAGUAAGCACACGGAAAUAUCC
Messenger RNA from Drosophila biarmipes, 1651 nucleotides. Its product is annotated as GATA zinc finger domain-containing protein 1. Lineage: Eukaryota; Metazoa; Arthropoda; Insecta; Diptera; Drosophilidae. The transcript is spliced from 2 exons. The record is from RefSeq and is a predicted model, not a curated record. The coding region runs from base 119 to 1402 and encodes 427 amino acids. Gene Ontology annotation, biological process: chromatin organization. Gene Ontology annotation, cellular component: nucleus.